AUUAUUUAAUUUUCGACAAUUUUUCUUCCAAAAGUUUCUCAUUUGUCCGUCAAGUCCAAUCUAAAGUUAUUAAAAAUAUUAAAUUAUGUUUUCGAGUAAAACGGCCGUCUUUGAUCGCUUGUUGGACAAAGCUACUAGCAAAUUGCUGUUGGACCCUGAUUGGGACUCAACACUGCAACUGUGUGACAACAUCAGACAAGGAGAUGUCCAACCCUCAUAUGCACUGAAUGCAAUAAAAAAGAAAAUUGAGAAUGAGAAUCCCCAUGUCAGCAAAUAUGCCCUUCAUGUUCUGGAAUCAGUUGUUAAGAAUUGUGGUUCCAUUGUACACAUCGAGAUGGCCACAAGAGACUUCAUGGAUUUCUUGAAAGAUCAAGCUAGGAAAAGACAAGAGCCAGUGAAAAAUAAAAUAGUGGAGUUGGUUCAGGUUUGGUCACAUGCAUUUAGAAAUGAACCAAGUUAUAAAGUUGUACAAGAUGCCUACAAUGAAAUGAAAAGGGAAGGGUUCGCCUUUCCGACGCUGAAAGAAUCAGAUGCCAUGUUUUUGGCAGAAAAGGCCCCGGAAUGGAGGGAUGGUGAGUUGUGCCACAGGUGCAGAGCUGCAUUCACCACUUUCAACAGGAAGCAUCACUGCAGGGCCUGUGGACAGGUCUUUUGCCAGAAAUGUUCCUCCAAGACAUCCAUCAUUCCAAAGUAUGGAAUCGAGAAGGAAGUGCGAGUUUGUGAUUCCUGUUUUGAACAGAUCAGCAAGCCUGCUAGUUCAGCAGAGAAGAAAGAUGAAUUGCCGGCAGAAUAUCUGUCCAGUCCUCUCUCCAAACAAUCACAAGCUCCACCAAGUCGCACAGAGGCAGAAAUUCAAGAGGAGGAGGAACUACAAUUGGCACUUGCUCUCUCUCAGAGUGAAGCUGAAGCCAAAGAGAAACAAAAGCAGAGAGCUUCGUAUGGUUUCAGUUCCUCGAAUGCAGCGAGCACUAUGUCAUCUUCAAGCAACAAACCUACCGAAAGUCUCUACUCUGUGCCUGUGAAACAGUCGCAACAGCAGCCACAACAGCAACCAGUGAUGGAUACCAGUGACAUGGACCCUGAACUUGCUCGUUACCUCAAUCGCAACUACUGGCAGCAGAAAAGUUUCGAGAUGAAGAAUCCGAGCGUGGCCACUAAUGUCCCCGUUACUCAGCCAUCUGCUCCUCUUGGCUCCAUCACUGCAAACAACAAAAAGAUUGAAGAAAAUGGCUUGAGUGAAGCAGCAGUAGCAGCGGUGAACAACGCUGAUGAACAACAGAAAGGAGAGGACGAAGAGGAGAGGGAACAGUUUUUGAAGGCAUUGAGUAGCAGCAUUGAAAUAUUUGUCAACCGAAUGAAGAGUAAUUCACAGAGAGGUAGGAAUAUAACAAAUGAUUCAUCGGUGCAAACACUGUUCAUGACAUUGAAUGCCAUGCAUCCAACAUUACUCAAGUACAUCUCACAGCAGGAGGAUAACAGAGCUCAUUAUGAGUCCCUGCAAGAUAAGCUGUCACAGUUGAAGGAUGCUCGAGAUGCUCUCGACGUCCUGCGGGAGGAGCACAGAGAGAAGACGAGGCGCAAGCAGGAGGAGAUGGAGAGGCUGCGACAGAUACAACUGGCUCAAAAACUUGAGAUCCUCAGACAGAAGAAGCAGGUGUACCUGGAGUACCAACGACAGAUGGCCCUGCAGAGGAUGCAUGAGCAGGAACUGGAGAUGAGGAAGAGGUUGGAAAUGCAGAAGCAGGAACAACAGAUGAAGGCCAUGCAGUACGGCUUCCCACAGGGUUAUGCAGCUCAAACAAUGCCACCUCAGCCAAUGAUGUACCAGCAAAUUCCUGGACAAGUUCCAUAUGCUGUCAAUCAAAUGCAAGUCCCACCCACUCAAGCACAGCAGCAGCAGCAACAACAACCUUAUCUUAAUAAUGCUUAUGUUCAACCAGGCGUGGCGCACCCACAACCACAGCAACCAAAUGUUGCAGGAUACCAGCCACAAAUGCCGCUACAUGAGUACCCUGCUGCUUCAACGCUGCCACAACAACAACCAAUUGUUCCUCCUGCUAUUGUUAGGCCGGGAAUUAAUGCAGUUGCAGAGGCACAGCACCAAUACGCUCAGCAACCACCCAACAUAAAUGUCGCCAACGCACAGCUGCCACCCACCUUCCAACAACAACAACAACCCAACGUUGCUGGUUAUGUUCCUCAACAGGUCAUGCUGAAUCAGCAACAGCAGCAACUUGCCUAUCAACAACAACCCGGUAUGUUGCAACAAGCAGCACCACAACAAAUGGCCGCCUACCCUCUUAACUACUCACAAACUACAAAUUCCUUACCUGAUCCACAACAGCAAGGUAACUAUUAUUCCAAUGGACUGGCUCAGCAUCGGCCAGGACCAAACGAAGCAGAACUCAUCAAUUUUGAUUGACAUUUCAAUUACGCCAUUCUUUGAUUCAAUUACAAUAACAGGUGAUGAUGAUAAAGUUUUGAUGAUCGUAAUGUCUUGCUUGAUUAAAUGAAUUUUGAUGAAUCGUUAAAUUUAUCAAAUUUUUUUUUAUUAACUUAGUUUUGUUUUAAUUUCUGACUUAAGUCGAUGAAUUGACACAUUCAUUUCAUUUGAUACAACGCUAGAAUAAUUAUAAACUGUAAUCAAAUCUGUCCUCGCUUAAAAUCGACAUUUUUGUUGUUCACGCAAACGAAUAUAUAUUAUGUACUAAGGUUUUAUAUUUUCUUAUGAAAACUUGCAAAUAUAAAUUCCCUGCUAUAUGCACCUAGUCUGUGUGUAUCUUGACUAUUCUUCGAUCGAUUCAUGCUAAUAAUAUAUGUAUUUUAUGUAAGCGUAUUUAUGUAUAUGAACGACUUUAAAAACAGGCAUAAAAAAGUCCAAUAUACGCGUUUUGAACGUCAAUAAUUUUGUUGGAUGAAAUGAUGUUAUUUUAAUUUACGUUUCCACAGAU
This is a messenger RNA of Helobdella robusta, 2951 nucleotides long. RefSeq lists its product as hypothetical. Gene Ontology annotation, molecular function: phosphatidylinositol binding; ubiquitin binding; metal ion binding. The record is from RefSeq and is a predicted model, not a curated record. The transcript is spliced from 18 exons. NCBI's taxonomy places the organism in Eukaryota, Metazoa, Annelida, Clitellata, Rhynchobdellida, Glossiphoniidae. The coding region runs from base 86 to 2422 and encodes 778 amino acids.